This is a messenger RNA of Porites evermanni, 3758 nucleotides long. NCBI's taxonomy places the organism in Eukaryota, Metazoa, Cnidaria, Anthozoa, Scleractinia, Poritidae. The record is from the annotation of a GenBank genome assembly.
AUGGCUUCAGAGAACAAACCUACUGUUCUUGUCACGGGUGAGAAAUCUUUGAUACAUUGUUCUUUUGUGAAGAAUUUAGCUUUAAGUGUUGCCUCAGAUAACUUUAGCGGUAUAAGUACACUUAAAGCAAUCGUAAUUUUCUUGUCAGUAUAUAUGCACGAUAAAGGAGGAACCCAUGGAGACAGUCUGUUAGAGGGUCAGAAUAUUUGCCUAGGAUGCUACAGUGUAUAUUUCCUCUUACAGCUUUAAAAACGCAUCAUUUUAUUAUGUGGACUGAGUUUGGGUUCCUGGUUUGGUUAGUUAACCUUCCUCAUCUCAUGUCUUCUCCCCUGCAGCUGCCACGGUGUAGGGAAGGCCGAGUUUGUUGGCAGGGGGGUGGGGGUGGCUGCUACUCCCCAAUUCUCUGUUUUCACCGUCACGCCAUCAAAAAUAAAAAUACAAAAUACAGAAAUACAGAAAGUCCAGAAUCUGGGAAAUGAAAGGAUAAAAAUUAAUAUACAAAAAGCCUCGCUAAGAAUUAGGGGCCCAUUUCUCGAAAGGCUUGGAAACUUUUCAUGCUCAAAGUCAGAUUUAAAAAUCAAAACUAGCCUGCAGUGCAGGCAUUUUCUUCAGGUGCACGAAUGUUUUUGCUUGCAAAAGUGCCAUUUGAAACUAACUUGAAAAGAGAGUAGGUGCUCCCUUUGACUCAUCACAAUGAGUUUGUCAAUCAUUAAUAAUUUUUGCUGAUCAGUCUUUUGGUGUUUCUUAGGAUUUGGUCCCUUUGGCACACAUGAAGUAAACACCAGUUGGCUUGCUGUUCAGGUAUGCUAAAAUUCAGAGAAGAACAAACUGCCAAGGAAAGAUCUGGAGUUAAGGGACAGAAACCAGAUGCAAAGAUUAGCUCAAAUCUUACAGCACCAGUUGUGUACCUACAAAUUAUCCAAAAAUCUUGGAACACUUGUGUGCGUUUCCCCUUUCCAAAUGUUGAUUUGAGUAUUAUAGUGGUCUCAGUGCUUCAAAAUACACAUGGCUCAAGAUUGGGAGGGUGAGGACACUGAUUACAGUGAGAACAAAAGUGUGAGGAGUAAAUCUCAAGAAUUUUCUAGAAAAUUCAAGAGAAGCGGUGUCUGUUUCAACGAUUUGUGACGAGUAUUGUAGUUAGUUCUCUUACCCUCUCCCCCUCCCUCCCCCACCCCUAUCUCCCAUCCAACUCGCUUCAGCAAUACAAAGGCAGAUAUUAGGAUCUGGCCAUUAAUAAUAAUACUGUGUAACUUAUAAAAUAAGUGAAAUAAGUUUAUUUUAUUUAUAGGAACUUCCAGGGACUGACCUUUCCCAGAAAGUGAAUUUAGAAGUAAGGGAAAUUCCUGUGGAGUACGCAGCAGUAGACAAAGAAGUUCCUGCCUUGUGGAAUGAAAUCAAACCGAAGGUGAUAAACUUUACUCUUUGCAUAGGAAGGGUGCCUUAGAUGGGUUUCUUGCCUGUGUGCUAAUGUCUUCUAUAAUCCCUUUGCUACACACAAAAAGGACAUUUAGAUGUCAAUCCCCAGGUUGAGGUAUCAGUGAAUGUAAAGGAUAAAACUACAGAUUACAUAGUGCUGAAUGUCCCGGCUUCUUUUUGCAUACGGAUCUGACUCCUAGCCAUAAUUCUAUGAACAAAGCAACCAGUAAGCUUUGUAGGAGGCUAAACUAGUGUUGUUUUGCUCAGCCCCAAAUUUGGUCGCUUGUUUCCAUUCUUACACCCUCCUAUCUCACUACAUGUGCUUCCACAAGCAAGUUUGUGAUCUAGCAAAGCCCUGUGACACCCAGUGAACUAUAUUUCCCUUUGGGUGACCAGGAAGAUUCCUUUGGUGUACAGUGUAUACUGAUACUUUCUUUAAGCACAGUCCUGUGGUAUUUUAGUCCACCUAAUAUCAUGGCUAAUUCUUGUAAGGCCGUUCAAAAGAAAAAGUUAAUAACAGUUUCUUGCAACUAGAAGCACUUCUGUUCCAUGGCUGAUGUGAUUUAUCCUCUUUGUUGUAUUUUUUUAAAUGUAUUUUUUUUCUAGUUGUGUGUACAUGUUGGCGUCCAUGGUCUAGCAGACUGUGUGCAGUUAGAGAUGUGUGCCCACAAUGAUGGAUACAACAGGCCUGACGAAGGUGGUCAGAAAUGUCACCAAGGCUGCUGUGUUGAAGGUGAUUUGAGGUGUAUCAGUAAUGGCUCAUUGUAGAUUGUUAAGAUCAUGCAAUGGAUAGGUGGUGGUAGCAGUGGGUAUGCUGUGGUAAGAGUGGGUGUACUGUGGUUAUUUUUUGUUAAGAACAUAGGUAAGCGAUGUUAAGAGUGAUGGUUCUAAGUUUUAGAGAGCUUCUCAAAAUGAAAUUGUGUUUAAUCAGGAGCCCUUUACCCAGAGUGAGUAACUCCUUUGUGCCCAUAGCCAUGCAACACUGUUUUCAUGGACAAGUGUAUUUUUACAUGAAAUCAAAAUCUGAAUACCAGAAAAAAGUAUUUCUGAUGUUUGAUAACUUUUGCUUUUCUUUUUUUCAUACAUCAGACUAUGGAUGUGCACACACAUACAAAGUGGUGCUUCCAUUUUUGCUGAAAAAUUACUUCAAAGUGAGGCUAAAAAUAAACUUGUCUGUGAAAAUACUAUUACAUUACACACUUCAGGUUAUGGGCUCCUGGUUUUAUACAUAGUGACCAAUAGGUCAUUCCUGGUUUUAUUUGUUUGUUUUUAGGUGGACCUGAGUGCCUGUCUACUUCUUUAAACCUGGAUAAGAUUUGUUCUGAAGUGAUGACUGCCAAAAGCCCUUGUCUUGUAGGACUCUCAGAUGACGCCGGAAGGUGGAUAUUCUAACUCUUUAAGUUCUUUUAUUGAUAUUCACAUUAUAUAUUCCAAACAUUUUGAAGGUUCAUAAAUCAUUUCAUAAAUUCCUUCUUUGAAUUUUUUUACAGUCAAACCGGCAAAACCGUGAACACUUGAAAUAUUUCAGGAAUGUUUAUAUUGUGUUAUGACCAAUCGCAACAAAUAUUAGGACAUGAGCACUAAAAGCUACAAAACGACAAAGUAAUUAAUGUUCCUCCUUUUGGUUUAGUUUCUCAUGCCCGAUUGGUGAUCAUGAACACGGUUUUCCUGGUUUGACUGUAAGUCAUAUGCUAGGCAGGGGGCCUCCUCUGUGAACUUCAUUGCCCAGCUUUUCCUACCUGCCAUCGACUCGCAUUUUCCUACUCAUUAAUUUGAAGCUUUAGCAUUUCAUUGCAUGACUUUAAACCCAAGGCUGUGCUUUAAGACAAAUUGAAGGGAGCUAAAUCCUUGGAACCCGUGAAAUCUAUGAAAACAAAGUAAUAUUUCCUUGUUCGUUCAAGAGCAAAAUGAAGACUCCAGUGGCUUCCAGGUCCUGUUACAGCACACUGUAGCUCUAUAACCUUAUUUUGCUUUCAAACCUUUAAUUUAUUAGACAUCUUAGAAAUAUUGGUUACUUGAUGUUUACUGGUAAACUUUGCAUUUUUUGUUGUAUCACAGGUUUUUAUGUGAUUAUAUAUACUACAAGUCACUGCAUCUAGGAAAAGGAACUUGUGCUUUUGUUCAUGUUCCACGAGUGGAUUCACCGUACAGUGUUGAAGAGUUGACAGAGACACUGCGACUUAUCAUCUUAGCAAUGGUUAAGGAACUCAGCUAGUCAAACGAAUGAAUCUAACCUAGUUCACAGUAUUCUCUAAGAGUUAAUAGUUAAAAGGAGUUACAUAGAAAUAUUUGGACUUUACCCAUUGUAGUGAAAUAUAGACUCCUAAGACUCAGUCAAAGAG